AUGAGGCGCCAGCGCGAGCAGGACGCAAAGGAACGCGCUGAGCAGCUCAAGUCCAUGCGCGAGGAGAAGUCGGUGUUCACCUAUAACCUCCGGGACGACCUUCCCGUGUUCGGUGACGGUGACUCAGACCUUGACAAGCACCUCGAGGCUUUCAGCGACGUGCGCAUGGUCGUCAAGCCAAAGAUUGAUCGUGAGAAGCUGCGCUUGUUUGCCCGUACCCUUAAGGGUACGCGAAGGCGUUGCUACGACACCAUUAUCAAGGAGGCCAAACACAACGGCGACUACGAGUCUAAGCCCGCCUCUGUUUUCGACCGUGUUCUUGCGGCGCUUGAUGCGUCGUUCCACGAGAGUGACGAGGCUAAGGCGAUGAAAGCUCGCGCCAGGUAUGAUAGCCUUGAGAAGAGGGCUACACAGUUUCAGGAGUUCCAGGUCUCCUGGCUGGAAGCUCUCACGGAGCUCAACUCCGCUGGAGUGUACGCGUGCCAGAAGGACCUGCUCUACGACUACUUGCACAAGAUCGGGUCCUUUCUCCGCGAUGAAGUGUCGCGAGACCGGCGCUUUUGGCCGCUGCGGCCCUCUCCAGGGGUUAAGCAGGAGUUCCGUGGUGUGGAAAACUGGUCUGAGGCCGCGCUUGUCGCGCGUGAAAUUACCCUUCGCAAAGACGCGAACAAGGCCUUGGAGUCACACCAUGCCAUUGCCGAGGCUGAACCUACGCGUUCCCCAAAAAACCCAAAAAAUAAGAAAAAUGAAGGUGGGAACGGCGGGGCGGAUGCCACGCGUGCGCAGACGGUGGGACUACCCAGUGGUACUGGGGAUGGCUGUAAGCACUGCAACAAUCCCGGGCACAUCACUUCGCUUUGCCCGCGGAAAGCAGCCGAGAAACGCGGCGAAUCCGAGGCCCUCCUCGCGGAAUUCGGCCGUACAGGUGCUGUCUGCAAUCUCUGCGCUGCUGUGGGGAUCAAGGACGGCUCUCAUCGGCCAAGACACCACACUCUUGCUGCGCAAGACCAGUAUGGUACCGGUGGCUCUGCACCGGGAGGCGGCAAAGGUGGUGGGGGUAAGGACAAGGACAAGGGAGGAGCGGCUUCCGGUGAGAAACAACCGUGCCGCCUCUUCGCUCAAGGGCAUUGUACCUACGGUGACAAGUGCAAGUUUGCCCACGUCAAGGACGCUGCCAACACGCAGCAAGACGCCUCCCAGACCCUCACGGCCAAGGAGAAGAAGGCUGCGAAAAGGAAGGAGAAAGACAAGGCGAAGAAAGGAGCUUCGGGCUCUGACGAAAGAGUGUAUCCGCUGUUUGAGGUAUCCUCGGGGAGCACUCCGGGUGAGGCCGGAGCGGUGGUCUACGACUCAUCGCUGCAGGUGGCUGAGCCGGCCACAAAGCAGUGGCGUCACUGGCCCGGGUCUCUUGCAAAGGUUCCGAAGGACCUUAAGACGGUGGCCGCUGCCCCGUCGCCAGGCUACAACGCGCAAACGCGCACCAGUUGCGCGGGUGUGGAGCUCGUGACUCUGCUUGACUCGGGAGCGACUUGCGGGUCCUUGCCUGAGUGGCUUUUCGCAGAGAUAUACGAGCGCACCGCCGCGGACGUGGCGAAGGGGAAGUUCACAUGGAGUGACCGAUUCAAGAAAGGGACAGCCAUAGAAACGAAAUUCUAUGUGAUCCUCCGCCUCCUAUUCACCCCUGUAGGGAAAGGUUUGCAACACCGCGUUACUGACGCUGGGCAUCGGUUCGACAAGCUGGGCCUGACUCUGCCCCGCUUGGAGCUCGAGCGAGAGACGUUCCUUGCUGACGGGACGGAGCUGCGGGUCGAGACGAGCCUGUGUGCAGCGUUGGAAACCGAGGUGAGCCUCGAGAGCAACCAGUCUGCGGUUGUACCGGUCGCUUGGAUCGGGGAGCCGAACGGAUUGGCCCGAGUGGUCCCUGUGGCUGAGGGCCCAGAGGUGGCCUUUGGUCAUUUUGACCCUGACUUGUCCCGUGAUGGGACGACGGGUGUUCCAGCGGAACAAGAGCGAGAAUUGCUCAAGCGUCUGGAACGUCGGACGCAAGAUCUGCAGACCGCGCAUGCUCGAUUGCGCGACCCCGACUGUGACGACUUAAUUUUUGGAAAGGUCACCGCGGCUCAGGUCGCGAAGGGCCAGGAGCUUGUGUCCGAGCAAGUGCAAACAGCGGCCGAGGGAAGCGCGUCGCUUCAUCCCCCGGUGCCCGUGCUGUAUGCACCGGCCUACCAGUCGACGCCCGAUGUGUCGGCUCAGGUAGGGCUUAUCGAGGACGGUUUGCGGUCUGCCGGAGUUAACUCCGUGGUUAUCGCGAGCGCCUCCUCGUUCGCCGAUGACGAUAAUUUUGGCUACUGG
Molecule: messenger RNA, 2352 nt
Organism: Symbiodinium necroappetens
Lineage: Eukaryota; Dinophyceae; Suessiales; Symbiodiniaceae
Source: the annotation of a GenBank genome assembly